AUACAGAUACUUAAGAAAGUCAAUUUGGUACUUAUUUAGAAGUGCUGAUUAUUUCGGGCACUUUUUUUGGCAUGUCUGCAGAUACCUGCUGUUCCCGUUCAUAUGGCAUAGCACAGAGCACCGGAAAGGUUUCAAAGUACGACAAAAUGUCUUCAGUAUCUACAGAGGCAACAUUUACAUUUAAGGUAGCCCCAAAGCGCGGGAGUACGAAUGGUGUUAGCAUAAGUGCCAGCAGUAGCGUUGGUUCCAGUGAGUUAUCAGAUCCAUUAGACUCAGAUUACAGUGAAGAAGCAGAAGAAGAACAGAGUAAAUCAGAACAGACAGAAGAUUCAGAGGAGAGUAAAAAUAAAGAUGAUGGUAAUGAAACAGAUGAUGAAAGCGAAAGUGUUGAAACAACCAAAAGUGCUAGAAAAUAUCAUUUAGACGAUUUUCAAAUGAUCAAAACUGUGGGAACCGGCACUUUUGGGCGUGUCUGUUUGUGCCGAGAUCGAGUUACAGAAAAAUAUUGUGCCAUGAAAACGCUCGCAAUGACUGAUGUGAUACGCUUGAAACAAAUCGAGCACGUUAAGAAUGAACGGAACAUUUUGCGCGAGAUCCGACAUCCGUUCGUUAUAAGUUUGGAGUGGUCGACUAAAGACGACAGUUGCCUUUACAUGAUAUUCGAGUAUGUGUGCGGUGGUGAAUUGUUUACUUAUUUAAGAAACGCUGGCAGAUUUAGUAGUAAAACAUCCAAUUUUUAUGCAGCUGAAAUAGUUUCAGCUCUGCAAUACUUGCACUCCUUACAGAUAGUUUACCGCGAUCUGAAACCUGAAAAUUUGCUUAUCAACCGCGAUGGACAUCUGAAAAUCACAGAUUUUGGUUUCGCAAAAAAACUGCGGGAUCGAACUUGGACACUUUGCGGUACGCCUGAAUAUUUAGCACCUGAAAUCAUUUUGUCCAAAGGGCACAACAAAGCUGUGGACUGGUGGGCGUUAGGUGUGCUCACAUAUGAAAUGCUUGUAGGCUACCCACCAUUCUACGAUGAAAACCCAUUCGGAAUUUAUGAAAAAAUUCUUAGUGGCAAGACAGAAUGGCCGCGUCACAUGGACCCGAUUGCAAAAGAUUUAGUUAAGAAAUUAUUGACUAAUGACAGAACCAAAAGAUUAGGAAAUAUGAAGAACGGCGCUGAUGACGUAAAGGGGCACCGAUGGUUCAAACACUUAAAUUGGAGUGACGUCUACAAUAAGAAACUUAAGCCCCCAAUCGUUCCCAGCGUCACAUUCGAUGGCGAUACCAGCAACUUUGAUGAAUAUCCAGAGACAGAGUGGAAGCCAGCCAUAGCAGUGGGACAUGGAGAUUUAGAAUUAUUUAAUGAUUUUUAAUGAUUAAUUAUUAUAUUUAUAAAAAAUAAAAAAAAAAAAUAGAAAUGAU
Molecule: messenger RNA, 1410 nt
Organism: Teleopsis dalmanni
Lineage: Eukaryota; Metazoa; Arthropoda; Insecta; Diptera; Diopsidae
Gene: Pka-C3
Product: cAMP-dependent protein kinase catalytic subunit 3
Exons: 8
Coding region: 72-1361 (429 amino acids)
Biological process (GO): protein phosphorylation
Molecular function (GO): ATP binding; protein serine/threonine kinase activity
Source: RefSeq, a predicted model, not a curated record